AUGUCUUCCGAAGUGCUGCAAGAGGAAUUCGAGGUUCUGGAAUCUAUCUAUCCCGAUGAGCUCACGAAACUGUCGGAAAGACACAUCAAGAUCGACGUUGAACCGGAGGAACUGGAAGACGGCAUAGAGCCUAUCAGGCUCUCCUUGAAUGUCGAAUAUCCGGACGAGUAUCCUGAUGUACUGCCUGGGCUUUCUUUGGAGCACGAGGAGGACGUUUUAGAUGAGGCGGAGACAGAAAAGCUCUUGAGUGGGAUGAAGACUGUGGGAGAAGAAAACCUCGGCAUGGCCAUGACGUUCACAAUUGUCACAUUUCUCCGAGAGGAACUCUCAUCUCUGGUGGGAGAGAGAGCGGAGAAGAUAAAGAAGGAAGAGGCUGAAAAGGAGCGGCUGGCAAUAGAGGCCGAGGAGGCACGUACACGAGGUACACCUGUGACGCGUGAAUCUUUUCUGGAGUGGAAAGUCAAGUUUGAUCAAGAGAUGGCCGCGAAAAAGGCACGCGAAGAGGAGGAGAAGUUGAAGGCCUUAUCGCCUAAAGAGCGCGAUGAGUAUAAGCGCAUUGCUCAUCGGCCAACAGGUCGGCAACUAUUUGAGAAGAAUAAGGGGCUUGACGCGGAGGAUUCUAUGGUCGAGGACGGCGCAGUCUCUGUAGAUCUCAGCCAGUACGACCGCACGGCACGGUCAGACGAUGAGGACGAGCACAGAGACCGUGUUGAUUUCAGUGAUAGCGACUAA
Peniophora sp. CBMAI 1063 is the source of this 732-nucleotide messenger RNA. The record is from the annotation of a GenBank genome assembly. NCBI's taxonomy places the organism in Eukaryota, Fungi, Basidiomycota, Agaricomycetes, Russulales, Peniophoraceae.